Messenger RNA from Parus major (Great Tit), 685 nucleotides. Its product is annotated as fragile X mental retardation 1 neighbor protein-like. The coding region runs from base 4 to 537 and encodes 177 amino acids. The record is from RefSeq and is a predicted model, not a curated record. Lineage: Eukaryota; Metazoa; Chordata; Aves; Passeriformes; Paridae. The transcript is spliced from 6 exons.
GUAAUGCUGCCUUUCAGCACUCAUCGAGCAUGGGUCUUCAUGGUUCUGCUCCUGCUUUGUAGCGUCCAUUCACUUCUUGCAGCACCGAUUCAGCCUGGUUCAGAACAGAGUGCAGAGGCAAGCAGCAAACCUAACAUGACAGUGAAGGGUGUAUUUGAAUCUUUCUUAAGCUUCUUCAGACCAAUGACUUGCCGCCUCAGCAAUGAGCGACUUUUAACUCCUUGUCCUUUAGAAGGCCUGAACAUGUCUGAAUGCUCAAAAAUUUACUGCUGUCCUUUCAAAACUGGCCAGGAUGAGCAGUGCUACAUGCCAGUGAGAGAUGAUGUGCAGCUGGCCAUUCGAGUGAUUUUGCUUACCGGAGGAGGAUUUUUGAUUUUGGGAUUGCUGCCAAUCUGUUGCUGUGCCUUUUUGCAGAGAAGUCCAUGUAUCAAUCCUUUACAAAAGAUAAGCAAAAAAGUACAGAAAAUUGCACGGGAAAAAAGAGCAUAUGAUGAAAAGACUCAUGAUGAAGAGAUUCAUCGCCACUUACUGGACUGACAUAAGAAAGAACCAAAAGAAUGAAAAAAAGAAGGCAUAUAGGAACAUCCACCUGAUCCUGAAGAUCAAGCAGAAGACACCAGGAUAAUUUGACUAUCUCCUAGAAAAUGACAUGUUUUAUUUUAACAUUGAAGUAAUAUGAAGUUGU